Paramecium primaurelia is the source of this 2834-nucleotide messenger RNA. Lineage: Eukaryota; Ciliophora; Oligohymenophorea; Peniculida; Parameciidae. The record is from the annotation of a GenBank genome assembly.
AUGUAAAACAGAAAUAUCUCUGUUGGUAGAAGUUAAGAGCUAGUAAAGAAAAUACCAGAUUAUCGUGCAAGAUAUCAGCCUAUAGAAUUGUAACUAUAAAAGGAAGGGGGAUUAAAAAAACAAAUAUAUGAACCUUAGCCAAGAUUGGAAGAAAUCAGCAUUAAAGGAAUAGCCUAAUUAAGACAUAAUGUGAAUUAGAGUUGUAGAGAAACUUAUCAAUUUUCAUAAACAUAAGUAAUGAAGAUUAAUCAUGAUGGAUUAAUUAGUGAGAUUGCAUUUUGUUAAGACUCUUAAAGAAGAGAGUAAGAAAUUGCUACUCUUGGUGAAGAACAUAAAAAAGAAAUAAUAGAAUACUGUGAAUACAAUCAAGUUAAGGUUAUGAUAUGUAUCACUAUGUAUUCUGAACCUUUAUAAGAAUUAUAAAAAUCUUUAAAAGGAAUACUAGAUAGUUUGGAUGAAUUUUAUUAAGAUGGAAUAUUGCCAAAUUAAAUUUUAGUAGUAGUGAUAUAUGAUGGAAUUGAAAAUAUAAGAAAUUAAGGAGAUGAAAAUGGUAAUAAUCAAGAAGGCGAUAUUAUACGUAUAUUUUUGUAUUUUAUUUAGCCUAUUUUUGUUAAUAUUUAGACAAAUAAAAUAAAAUUGAAGGGAAGUAAACACUUGAAGAACAAUAUAAAUUGUAUAAAUUAAAUAAAUAAUUACUCUAAAAAUAUUCUUUAGAAUAAAGAAAGCGAUUUUUAUAGAGAAAUGAUUUUUCUAAGGAUUAAUUUAUAAAGAGAGAUCCGAAUUUAAAUUAUAUAAAGAAAAAUUAUACAAAAGCUGUAUAGACAAUGGAAUCCUUAUAUAAUAAGGCAAAGGAAUAUAUAGAUUUAAGAUAAAAUAAUGCUUUAGUUUAUUAAAGUGUAUUUACAACUAUGCUUCCAGAUUAAGAAGAUUUAUAAUUACCAAUUUUUAAUGUUUUUAAAUUUGCUAAUGGAACUAAAUUAUCUUCACAUUUGUGGUUUUUUAAAGGAUUCUGUUAAGAAUUUUAACCAGAAUAUUGUGUCUUAAUGGAUUGUGGAGCAAAACCUUAAAAAGGAUCUAUUUAUUAUUUGAUAAAGGAACUUAUAGAUAACAAACAAGUUGGAGGUGUAUGUGGAACUAUGUCAAUUGAAUUAUCUAAAUCUGAUGAUUAAAAGGGUGAAUAUAUGGAUAUAAUAAGUAAAAUAUUAAAUGUUGAUAUUUUCAAUAUUGAAAGAUGUUAAAAAUGUGAAUAUGAUAUUGGCAAUUUAUUAGAUAAAUAAUUUGAGUCAGCAUUAAAUUUUAUUUAAGUUCUACCUGGAGCCUAUUCAGCAUAUAGAUAUAAAGCCUUUUCAACAAAAUAUUAGCAUGAAAUUUAACAUAAAUGUAAUGAUUCAUAAAUAAGCAUCAAUAAUUAAAUUUUAAAUAUUUCUAAUGAAUCUUAAAGUAAUUAAAAUGAAGACAUUCUAAAUAUUUAUUUAAAAUCUAAAUUAGAUCCUAAUUAUGAACAUGAAACUUUAGAAGAAGCUAAUAUGUUUUUAGCAGAGGAUAGAGUCUUGUGUUUAUACUUGUUUUGUAAUGGAUACUACUUAAAAUAUGUAAGAAAUGCAUUAGUUGAAGUUGAUCCUCCUUAAAAUAUAAUUUAACUUUUAUUGUAACGAAGAAGAUGGAUAAAUGGAUCAUAUUUUGCUUUGAAUUAUGUAAUAAGGAAAUUUGGGGAAUAAUUGCCUAAUAGUGGUCAUUCAUAAAUUGAUAAAUCGUUAUUCAUUUUGUGUUUAGUAUUUGCUAAAAUUUCAUAAUUAUUGCAAUAUCAUGCAAUUACUCUUUAAAUAGUUUGGUUAUUCAUUGUUGUAAAAACAUUAACAGAAAAUUUAGAUAAAAUGGUUGCUGCAGCAAUUAAGUAAUUAGUUAUUGGAAGCUAUGUUUUUUUAGUUUUCAUUUUAAUCUAUCUUUCAUUAACUUAUAAUUCAAGUAGUGUCAAUAUGAUAAUUAAUAAGUAAUAAAAAGAGAAGGAAAGAAAUUAAAUUAAUUAAUAUUACUAUUCUAAAUUUUAUGGAAUAUCUACUGUUUUAGGGUUGGUUAGUCUUUUAAUUGCUGGAUUCUCAUUUUAUUUUUUAAUAAUUGAAUUAGUAAUCAAUUAAUCACCUUUAAAAUUUAUUAGUGUUCCUUAAGAUCUACCUUCAUAUAUUUAUUUUAUAGUUUUAAUCUCAUUUAUUUUUACAGUUUUGCCUUUUAUAUUGCAAUUAUUUAUUGAUUGGAAAUUAGUAUUCAAAAUAGCAAUUAAUUCAAUUCAUUACAUAUAUUAUAUGCCUACUUAUACUCAUUUAUUUAUUACUUACUCUUUUUGCAGAAUAGAUGAUUUGACUUGGGGAACAAAAGGUUUAAUAUCAGAAUUAGAGAAUAAAGGUUAAAACAAUAAAGAAUCAGAUAAAAAAUUUCAAAAGUUUAAAUUUGUUGCAGAAUGGAUACUCAGAAAUGUUUUUUUAACAUUAAUUUUUUAUUUACUAUUUUAAUUAGAAGUUUAGAAUAUAAUGGUAAUUAUAAUAUUAUCAUUUGGAGUUGUAUUAAGUUUAUUAUAAUUGGUCAAAUUUAUAGGUUAUUUCAAAUAUUGGUGUUAGUUUAUAUUUAUAAAAAAGUCUCCUGCUUAAAUGCGUAGUAUUGAUUAAGCAGAUAAUAAUAAUAAUGAUAAUAGAGUGCAUCCCAAUAAUGAAUAACAAUGUCCUUAAAAAUAUAAACGGAAAGGUGUUAAAGAAAGAAGCAAAUUAUACAAGUAAGCUUUAAGGCACUUAUACUAACCAUUUCAAAAUGAAAAUUUAUCUUAAUAAAUAAAUGAAGCAUGA